Molecule: messenger RNA, 362 nt
Organism: Conger conger (European conger)
Lineage: Eukaryota; Metazoa; Chordata; Actinopteri; Anguilliformes; Congridae
Gene: mlnl
Product: motilin-like
Exons: 4
Coding region: 1-342 (113 amino acids)
Cellular component (GO): extracellular region
Molecular function (GO): hormone activity
Source: RefSeq, a predicted model, not a curated record
AUGUUACGCUGCUCUGUGAUUGGUGCUCUGGCCGUGACUUUCCUGGUCGUGGCACUGCUGGAGCGGGCUGAGAGCCACUUCACCUUCUUCAGCCCCAAAGAGAUGAGGGAGAUGAUGGAGAGAGGGAGGGCUGGUAAGAAGUCUGUGGACCUGGAGCCGAGGUCAGAGGAGGGGCAGUUUGAGGAAGAGGCCAUCCCAGAGAGGAGCGAAGGGGUGGGAGGAGCCCAGGGGAAGUCGGUGGAAAUUGGGGUGCGGCUGUCAGCCAAGCAGCUGGAGCGCAUGGCCCCAGCUUUGGGAGAAAUCCUUCACGAGAUGCUGACAGAAACUGAGAAAGCGAAAUAAGAAGACCAGCACCCCUGCAC